Molecule: messenger RNA, 731 nt
Organism: Paralichthys olivaceus (Japanese flounder)
Lineage: Eukaryota; Metazoa; Chordata; Actinopteri; Pleuronectiformes; Paralichthyidae
Source: RefSeq, a predicted model, not a curated record
CCCUCUCUGCCCCCCCUCCCCCACCCCCAUCAUGCCCGUCCUCAAGAACCUCCCGUUGUGCCUGAAAGGCGGUGGUCCAACUCUCGACAACGCUUGGAUCCUGCGCAGGAUGAGCCUCAACAUCACCCCCCACCACAACCCCUUCGAGGACGACAGCAUCCAUGACAACAGUGGCCAUGGCAACCACUGGUCACCUGGCAGCUCGCUACUGGAUGGCGAGGUGCCGAGGGACCGCAACCCAUUCGAGGACGAAGAGGACGAGAACGAGGCCAAUGAAGGGAAGAAGGGAAGCGGAGGAGGAAGCACAGUGAAGGGUUCCUUCAAGUUCAAGUCUCCGCUGAAGAGUCUAGGAAAACUUGGGAAGGCGCUGAGAUCGUCCGGGAGGAGCAAAGGAAGUGCCACUCCCUCCCCACAGGGGUCACUGCAGGGAACGCCGUCACCUGCAGAGAAGAAGAAGAGAGGAAGGAGGAGCUCUGAAGGAAGUCUGCUCAGGUUUGCGGGAAAAUAUCGUGACACCCUGAGCUCCUACAAGGAUUCUUUCACCAACGGUGAGCUGAACUGCUCGGAGAACGAGUGCGACUCCAGCAGCCGCCGCCUGUCCUUCAUGAAGAUGGUCGGUCUGGGGAAGAUGAAGAGGGAGUCGAUGGCCGACCACUCGUCUCAGGGACCCGAGGAGCAGCCGAUGCAGGAGGAGGUGGUGGAGGAGGUCAAACCCAGAGAGCCGCUGUCAG